CAAAUAUUACCUUUUCAGUCAUAUUCUUAAUACCUGCUACGCUUGGAAACAUGAACCAACUCUUCUAAUUCAUUUUAAUUUUACAUUCCUUUUUGCCAGUUUCAAACAUGUUUUCACUGGUAUCGGGCGCAUACAGAUACUUUACUCGGCAGGACGAGUACAACGUCUUAAUGCUUGGCCUUGACAGCUCUGGAAAAACAACGCUACUUGAGAAAAUUAAACACAUUCACACGGGAGUCCCUGGCAUGCCAGUGGAAAAUAUUUUGCCCACUGUGGGCGUGAACAUCAGCAAGGUAACAAUGAACCGCGACUUGAUAAAGUUUAUGGAUCUCGGCGGCCAGGCGGAUUUGCGAGGAAUCUGGGAAGCAUACUUUGAGGACUGCCACGCCAUACUUUUUGUUAUAGACUCGGCGAAUGGCGAGCGCAUAGACGAGGCAGGCGAUGUCUUGAUAAAGCUGAUCAAGUCGGAGGAGUUGGAGGGGUUGCCUGUGCUCAUUUUGGCAAACAAGUGCGAUUUAUCAGAUGCUGGGUCGCUGGUUAAGAUCAAAGAGAUGGUUAAUGGAAUGGCAGACCUAUUGGACUCGAGGGACGUGAGGGUGAUGGAGGCAUCAGGAGUCGAGGGAACCAGAGUGCAAACUGCCAUGGACUGGUUGCACAGCAGAAUUAUUGACAACCGGACCAAAAGACCGCCGGCUGCCUCUGAUAUAUAAGGCCAAUUGGAUGGCUUUGCAUAUUUCUAUGAGUAAUGAAAAAAAUGAAUUGCACAUGAUUGAGCUGCAUAUUGAACCAUAGUGGUGGCAUGCAUUCUCAUCUGGAUCCCCGAGAGUGUUUUUUUUACAAAUUAUCUUUAUUCUAUUUACCAAAUAA
Molecule: messenger RNA, 867 nt
Organism: Kickxella alabastrina
Lineage: Eukaryota; Fungi; Kickxellomycota; Kickxellomycetes; Kickxellales; Kickxellaceae
Product: ADP-ribosylation factor family-domain-containing protein
Exons: 1
Coding region: 108-710 (200 amino acids)
Biological process (GO): protein localization to organelle; Golgi to plasma membrane protein transport; intracellular protein transport
Cellular component (GO): Golgi apparatus
Molecular function (GO): GTPase activity; GTP binding
Source: RefSeq, a predicted model, not a curated record